Kwoniella botswanensis is the source of this 213-nucleotide messenger RNA. RefSeq lists its product as uncharacterized. The transcript has 2 exons. The record is from RefSeq and is a predicted model, not a curated record. NCBI's taxonomy places the organism in Eukaryota, Fungi, Basidiomycota, Tremellomycetes, Tremellales, Cryptococcaceae. The coding region runs from base 1 to 213 and encodes 70 amino acids.
AUGGUUUAUUCUCGUCGAUCUUUAUCAACCGGCGAUGAUCAGCCUCCUUCUGAUACUGGUAUAGCUUCACCGGAAGAGUCAAGAGCGUUUGAGCUAUGGUUACGAGGCGUCUGGACGGCAAAGGAGAAACGAAUGGAGGGAUUCUAUGAGGAUCAACGGUUUGAGAGUGGAGAGGGAGGUGCACGAGAGGUGGUCACCGUGAAACAGACGUGA